AUGAAUGCAACGAUCCCACCCAUGCAUGCUGCACUUUCUGUGCUCGGCACUAUGGCUGGCCAGUACAUCGCCUCGCAGGGACAAACACCUCAAACUAAACAGCCUGUGCCCGCUAAUGUGUCUACCCAGUUCACCGGAACUGCGACUCUCGCAAUAUGUGACAUUUGUAAAGUCCGUCCUAAGUACUUCGAUGGACAGAAGACGCACUCGUACUGCGGGAAGACCUGCGCGACUGCAGGACAAACCAAGCAUGUUCCCAAGAGCAAACCUAAACGAAACAAGCCCAGCAAAGCCACCCGCAGAUUGUGCGACCAUUGUCACAAGCAACCCAAGUACAACGAUGGCACGACGACCCAUUCGUACUGCGGCAAAACCUGCGCACAAAAAGCGAAGGCUGCAGGGGCGUCGGCUGCACAACCUACACAACCAACCAAUCCAACAGCCAAUGGUUGUUUGUUGUGCGGAAAGGCUGUCAAGGGCAAGGGUCACUUCUGCAGUCAGGCGUGCACCUCGAGGGCUGAGAUGAAUGCCCCAGGGCUCAUAGAAGUCCCACAAGGACACGAUACGUUCAAGAGCGUCGCUGACCAAUUUAAGGCAUCGUGGAGACAUCAGACUCCAUGCCCGACAGUUCGGAGAGUGCACAAAGUGAUCUCAUCGCCAGCCUCCAUUGCUAAAUACGAGGCAUAUCGUGCUGCUGUCGAGAGUCGCGGCAACUUUGUUGCAGCUGGGCGUUCGGCAGGGAACGAGAACCGCCGCUGGCACGGAACGACCAGGGAAUGCAAUCUGGGCGAUAAUGGCAACUGCACGUUGUGCCCAUCUCAGACAUGUUCUCUGUGCUGCAUUCUCAAGACGUCCUACAACCUGAAUCUCUUUGGCAAGAAGACUGGCUGGGGCCGGUUUGGUCACGGUAUCUAUACUUCGUCGACGUCAUCGAAAUCGAACGACUACUCCACGAAUGUUAAUCCAUCGAUGUUGAAGGCAAUAUUGCUAAACAAAGUGGUUGUUGGCAAAGGUCACAAGAUGACCCAAGACAACACAUCACUAACCGCACCUCCAACUGGUUAUGACUCUGUCCUCGCGGAGGUGGCGAGUGGAGGAUCGUUGAAUUAUGAUGAGCUUGUAUGUUACACGAAUGACGCUAUCCGCCCGUCCUAUAUGGUCAUGUACGAUGCAUGA
Molecule: messenger RNA, 1176 nt
Organism: Suillus discolor
Lineage: Eukaryota; Fungi; Basidiomycota; Agaricomycetes; Boletales; Suillaceae
Product: ADP-ribosylation
Exons: 8
Coding region: 1-1176 (391 amino acids)
Molecular function (GO): NAD+ poly-ADP-ribosyltransferase activity
Source: RefSeq, a predicted model, not a curated record